UUUGCAGGAAGAGCCCCUCCUGUGACAGAGGGUGGGAAGAAAAGGGGACCUGGGGCAGCCCAGCCAUGUGGGGACCAGGGGCUGUGUCCACCAUGGCCUGGACUCCUCUCCUCCUCGUGUUCCUCUCUCACUGCACAGGUUCCCUCUCCCAGUCUGUGCUGACCCAGCCGCCCUCCCUCUCUGCAUCUCCUGGAGCAUCUGUCAGACUCUCCUGCACCCUGAGGAAUGACAUCAGUGUUGGUGGAAAAUAUGUAUACUGGUACCAGCAGAAGCCAGAGAGCCGUCCCCGCUAUCUCCUGUACCACUACUCAAGUACAGCAUUGGGCACCGGGGUCCCCAGCCGCUUCUCUGGAUCCAAGGACACCUCGGCCAAUGCAGGAGUUCUGCACAUCUCCGGGCUGCAGACUGAGGACGAGGCCGACUAUUACUGUAUGAUUGGGCACAGCAGUACUCUCCACAGUGACACGGGCAGAUGGGGAAGUGGGACAAAAACCUCAGGCCCUACUGUUCCUGAACUGUGACUCUUAUUUUGUUUC
Molecule: messenger RNA, 536 nt
Organism: Tupaia belangeri chinensis (Chinese tree shrew)
Lineage: Eukaryota; Metazoa; Chordata; Mammalia; Scandentia; Tupaiidae
Product: immunoglobulin lambda variable 5-37
Exons: 2
Coding region: 66-521 (151 amino acids)
Source: RefSeq, a predicted model, not a curated record